Messenger RNA from Amoebophrya sp. A120, 3865 nucleotides. NCBI's taxonomy places the organism in Eukaryota, Dinophyceae, Syndiniales, Amoebophryaceae. The record is from the annotation of a GenBank genome assembly.
AGCGAUUUGAUUUCUGUGUUGAAAGUUCCUUGUGAGAUAUGAGUGUGACCGCGAUCUUCACCAGCUGCCUUGGGCCUGAUCCUGACGAUGAGCAGCCCGACGCUGUGCAGCUUGCGGACGAGGACCCCUUCGAGGUGGUCGACACAAGCGGCGAAAAGGUGCAGUACCCCGCCCCGCCACGAAAAUACUACACCAAAAGCCGGCUCGCGCGGGUUUUCUGGUGCCUCUCCUGGUGGGCGUUACGGGUCUUAGUCUGCUUUUUUCACGGGACCGUUGUCGUGUUCGUUUUUUUGCAGAACCAAGAGCAUGAUCAGCGCGUGGAGCAGGCGGAGAGCACCAGGGAAGUAGAACUUCGGCGGAGGUCGUGGCGGGUACUAAAUCCACCGCCAGGACGAGAAGAAAAUAAUAAGCCCAGGAAGAGGAACAAAAAUUCGCAGCAACUUGCGAGGGCUGCUACAACUCCCACUAUAUACGACUACCUUCCGAGCAAUGUACAACUUCCAGAUGAAAGUUUUCCCUUCGACGAAGCUCUUGCACACAAGAACUACAGCCUUCGGAGGUCCGAUCCUGUGUCGUCGCGCGAUAAAAUUUUGCGGCCCAUCGUCACCGUCCAGGAGCCGCUUCUAGGGUUCGACGAUGCUCUGGUCAAAGCCCUUGUCUCCACCAAAUACGUGAACGAGCAGGCGGAUUGCGACGCCGGGGAAGCCGCCGGGCCGCCGAAGGAGACCAACCGGCUCGAGCAGCUCCAGGCCUUCGUGUUGCGUCAUUCGCUAUGAAUUCCAAAGGUAAUUUAUCGUACUGGUAGUAAAUACAUAAACAGAAUAAAAGAAAUCGGCUCAGCAUAAUAAAUGGAGUUUAUCAUGCGGAUUUAGCUUGGGAAGACAAAGACUUUUCAUGCAUAACUGCAAUUUACAACUACGAGUCGAGUGCGAUACAACUUUUGCACAGGAUAUUCGCUAGCACUGCAGGAAAUACUCCCUCGGGUAGUAGAAGGAAAAGAGGAUCAAGCGGCAGAAACGAAGCUUCCUACUGUACUGCCUGCCGUGGUCCCUGGCGCGACGACGGUCGUGCCGGCAAUUACCCCUCUGUCCGCCCCCGACAAACGGCGGCUUCAGCUGGGACCACUCAGCUUGCUGGACGGCGAACCUCUUUGGGUGAAGGCCGCUCGGGAGGUAUCCUGAGUAAAAACGUACCCACACCAGAGUCAGGAUGGGGAUUUUGCAACACAAACCUAGGAGUUUUGUGAGUCACGCAUGACAAGUUGGACUCUGCAGUGUAGUGCAGGUUAGCAAGUGCAGCCGCAUCACAGAUUCAUCUGCUCAUCCUGUUCACAGCAUCACAAAUUACAAAACACGAUUGGAAAUGGCUCUCAUGGGGAGGCGCGUUAGAAGUCUUCCUGUCUUUGCAAAUCUGCAUUACAACUCUGGUGUGGGUACGUUUUUCCUCAGGAUAGGAGGCGGCAGCCGGGCAAAAAAGGGCUGCGCGGGCCGCGGAAGAUACGAGGCAGGCGGAAUUGGCAAGGCUGCGCAAGGCCCUGAGUGUGCAGAGAGGUAGCAGUGGAAAGAUACGACUGCGUCUCGUAUCCAAGAAGGAAUUUGAUGGGGCUGACCAAGCAAAGGUUUCCGGACUAUCGGAGGAAGACGCGAUAAAUAGGAGUGCGAAGACUUCUGCCACUCACCGCCACGGAGAAGUGGAAGAUCCUUCAAGAACAUCAGCGGUCUUGAUGUCACCAGCCUCCGUUACAACUGUUGUAGAAGAGCACCACAUCUGGCUGCGCAGCGACACGGCGCUUUCCGGGUACGGGCAAAUUCUGGAGUACUACCAUUUUCUCAUCGACUUUCUGCCCCAGAUGCUGUACCAAACGCGCGGACUUUGUGAGGAAGUAAAAUCAAGAACGACCUGGGUUGGAGCAUCGUCAGCAUCUUCAUCAUCAUCAUCAUCAUCAUUGCCUCCCAGCACAAUUCAAUCUCCAACCCCAUGCAUCAUCUACCUUCACGUGCCCUGUGCCACGUUUCGCUGGGGCGUCUACCGGCCGUUGACCUACCACCUGGCGGGGUGGCGGGAGAAAAACUACUACGACCUGAAGUCGCACUGGGAAGCCGCUUUGGGCGCCGGGAGGAAGAACCUGGUGCUCGUGUAUGAACCGCGACACGGGGCGUUGUUUGGCACCCAUCUCGCGGGCAGCUUCCUCUCGCGCGGUGAGCGCACGAUUCGGAUGGGGCAGAUCCGAGAGUUCGUGAACUUUGUUGAGAGGAAUGUUGAAGAUAAUAAAGAACACGGCUACGACGGUGCUACAAGUGUUGUAACAGGAAGCGCCAGUCCCAGUCGCUCCUCCGGCACAUUGUCCCGAAUAGACGCCGGCAAAGUAGAAAGCAGCUGGAACUCGAACUACAGUAAUCAUCCCAACAUUGUGUCCUGGUUGGAGUCGGAAUUUGUGACGAGGAACGAUUCGAAAAGAAUCGUGCGCGAGUACGGCAGCCAGAACAGGUCCCUGACCUUGAAGAGGAAUAGUGAACAUGAAUUUGAAGACGAACAGCAGCGUGUGGCCCAUUUCAUCCUAGAUGCGGACGUCACUACGCCGGUUGUACGGACGGCGAGCGAAGCCAAUAAAGCAAGACCAAAGCGGGGUGCUGAAGAUAACGCUGAACGACCUGGCGGGUCUGGGUCUGAGAGUAGAACUCCUGAAGCAGGAGCUUCUAUACAACCGACAACCACAACAAGAGCUGCUCCGGUACAACUGAAAAAUAGAUCGUCGUCUUUGGGCGAAGAUCAAAAUAAGUCGCACGUUAGGCUGAAAACAACUCUGCGGGUGAUGGAGGGCUUUGAUCUGGUAGGAAGGAAAGAAGAAAUCUCGCAGCUACCGCAGCGCGUGUACAAAUACGCACGUGAAUACCUGUGGCGAUUGGCCGGAGUUUGGCCUGAAGAAGACGAGAACGGGGCCCCGCGUGAUCACAUUAGGCCUGUUUCAUCUGCCUACGAAGACAAUAUUAAAGAAGGAACGCAAGUGCAGGCGACGAACAGUCCGGCAUCUACUACUUCUGCCGAUGAUGCCGGCGGACAGCGCGAGGACCCGGAAGAGCACAAUAACAAUGUAGCAGGACGAGAACAACUACACAAAACGAGAAACCGUGCGUCGAUCAACCACAACAUUCUGAUCAUGCUCCGCAAGCAAACGCAGCGGCGGAAGAACCUGAGCGCAAAGUGGGAAACGGAGGCAAAAAGGUUGGAGGCAUUGUUGGCACAAUUUGCUGCAACUAGAAGUACUGCGGACAGAACUAGGAGUUCUAGUACUACAGCUGCAACAUCGCCUUCGUUCACCGUGCGAAUGCUGGACCCUGCGGUAGAUUUGGGUCCCAAAAACUCCGCAGCACUCGAGGAAGAAACGCCGGUUCUUGUGGAUUCCAUCCGCGUUUUUUACAACGCCACGGUGCUGAUCGGGACGCACGGAGCGGCGCUGUCAAACGCCUUGUUCAUGAAAAGCGGCUCGCUUCUCGUCGAGGUCGGGCCUCGGAACGAGGGGUUUGCCACGCCCUUUGAAAACUUAGCGAACCGGACCGGGAUCGACUACAUAUGGACCGGGAAGGAAAUCGAGAACUGCACGGAAAGGAUUGUUUUUCCCGGAAUCAAAAAGUUUUUCGGUCUGAUGUGACGUUAGAAUCGAGUGAAAGACAAAAAUUCAUGGAAUUUGGUGAAUAUUUCUUGGCUAGAGGGAAGAGGUGAGGCUGAGGAUCAAGGCAGUAUAGGAGGACGAACAAGUUGACCAAGACUUGAAGCAGGUUUCGUUUCGGCUUCUGAGGAAUUGAAAAAGAAGUAGUACGUAGCGCGGGGAAAAAUAAAAAAAGGUUCCUCCUGCGAUGUUGAUUCA